CCGGAGAGGAAGGAGCGCCCUCAGCUCCAGUACGUCCUCGCCUCUCACUACGGCUGACAGGGUAAUUUGAGAAAAUAGCGGUAGGGGAGGAGAUGAGCUGGAAGAAAAAAAAAAAAAAAAGGAAGGGAGAAAAACAAAGAGGAAGGAGUAAGAGCACAACUCGUUGGCGUCCGGAACACGUGGAGACGGAUGAGGAGGUCUAUCAUACAGCUGGGACCUUGGGGGUUCCAGUAAGCUACUCUUGUGACGGAAUUUAAUGUUGGCACUAAUGCAUUAAUUUUACGUGUUCUUUCUCUCCGAAAGUUACUUUGUAAGUAAUAUGACCGUUUUGUAACUUUUGGUGAGAGGGCAUGGGAAUGGGUUACUUUGAAUAAUCAAUACCGAAUGGAGUUUAGAAUUUUUGGAAAAUAAGAAGAAAAUAAAGAGUCGAGUAGAUCCGAGAGAGGGCAUGGAGAGACCGUGGACGAGGGGCAUUAAACCCGGGUGGACUUUGCUGAUGCGGCCGCUGCUAAUUUUCCUAUUUGCUGGGCGAGGGGCAGCAGAGUGUGAGGACUGCCUGGAAUACUGCUGUGAUGGAGAGCCUCCUUUCUGCUGUUCGUACUAUGCCUAUGUGGGGGAUGUGCUCUCGGGCACAGCGAUAUCAGGAAUCGUGUUUGGGGUGGUGUUCCUGAUGGGCGCCGUGGCGGCUGUUUUCCUGUGUGUGUGCAUGUGUGUGAAGAACGGACGGGGGGCACGGGUGGGGGUGUUCGGAACCUCCCACAUCAACACUGUGUGUAACGGAUACCCAGGCCCUCCCCCACCCUACAACUAUGACUAUGAGAUGAACCCCCAUGACAUCCUGCCCCCUCCCUACACCCCCACCCCACCGAGGACUGCUGACUACUCCCCUCCUCCACCUUACCCGGGCUCUACCCGCAAAUAGCCCUGUUUAGCCUGGCUGGUCCCUGAAGUAGCCCUGUUUGGCCUGGCUGGUCCCUGAAGUAGCCCAGCUUAGCCUGGCUGGUCCAUGAAGUAGCCCAGCUUAGCCUGGCUGGCUGGACUGAGGUCACUGCAGACCGCCUGACACUCACAGCCCACCCCAGCGGCCCCGUUCGGCCCCUGUCCUGGGGGGAGUGCCGCCCCCUGCCUGCGACAUGUGUCCCAGUGCGUCAGCAGUGCGGCUCUGUGACCCGGCUCUCUGUCUGCCGCCUCCCACACAAUGCCUGGGCUAUUUAUUUAUUCAUAUCAUUAUUUAUUCACUCCUGUCCCUGCUGUAGUGUGAGCAGAGAAAAUGUAUAAUGUAUUAUAAUUAUGAUGACGGCGAUGGUCGCGGUAGCCGUGCGUUUGAAUGGGAAUGGACCGGAAGCUGAGGUGAAGAAACGGAGGUUGUGUUUCCUCUCCUGCACCGGAGAUGACAAACUGAUUUCAGUUACAGGUACGGGUGCCCAAGGAGACUGUGGACAAAUCCUCCAGCCAAAUGCAUCACUUCCUGUGGCACCUUAUUUCUGUGGUCAUCUUGCACUUCCACAUUAUUUGCUGCUAGGAAAGAACUGUGAUAUUAUCAGAGAGAGGCAUCCCUGUCUGGCAGUCUGUAAUGAGCUAUAGCUGAAGGCAAGUGUCUCUCUCCUGACAAAUAGGCCGAUGUAACAGGCAGCUUUGUGUAGAGGAUUUAAUGUACUGAGACCACCUGGAAACUUUUUUAGUUUUUUUUAUACUGUUUUCUUAUCUGGACUCCGAAGAGGUUGAGAUGUUCUCGAUCGGCAUAUUUAAGUGUAAGAGUAUUGUUGUAUUAUUGUUUAUAAAAUGUUUUGUAUGCAUCAUGAGGAAUAAAGUG
Messenger RNA from Conger conger (European conger), 1813 nucleotides. RefSeq names its product cysteine/tyrosine-rich 1 (gene cyyr1). The record is from RefSeq and is a predicted model, not a curated record. Lineage: Eukaryota; Metazoa; Chordata; Actinopteri; Anguilliformes; Congridae. Bases 449 to 922 code for a protein of 157 amino acids. The transcript is spliced from 4 exons.